CUCGCUUCUCCCCCAAUUCAAUCUCGAGUUCACUACAUUCUUCUCUCUCUAAACUCCACACUCUUCUUUCACUCUCUGCUAAGGAAUCAACCGCUUCCAAUAAUUCUGAGGCAUCUCCUCAUGGAGUACUUCGGCAGCGAUUCGAGCUCGCCCUCCACAUCGGCGGAGUACGAGUACGCGACGGUGUCGUCGGCGCCGCCGAAGCGGCCGGCGGGGCGGACCAAGUUCCGUGAGACGCGGCAUCCCGUGUACAAGGGAGUGCGGCGGCGGGGACCCGCCGGGCGGUGGGUGUGCGAGGUCCGGGAGCCGAACAAGAAGUCGCGGAUUUGGCUGGGGACGUUCCCCACCGCCGAGAUGGCGGCGCGGGCCCACGAUGUGGCCGCGAUGGCGCUUCGCGGCCGCUCCGCCUGCCUCAAUUUUGCGGACUCUGCUUGGCUGCUCCCGGUGCUUCCCCGGUUUUCCAGCACCAAGGACAUCCAGCGGGCCGCCGUCGAAGCUGCAGAGGCGUUCCGGCCGUCGACGGAGCCCGACAACGUCGGUACUUCCGGCACCGCUGCAGCACAGAUGGAGAGCUCGUCGGAGGGGGCGGCGAUGCCGCUGCAACCGUCGGAGGGGACUGUGGGCGGCGACAGCGACCAUGGAGUCGACGCCAUGUUUUUUGACGACAUGGAAUUGGGGAUGCACGGUUAUUACUACGCGAGUAUGGCGGAGGCGUUGCUGGUGGAGCCGCCUUCGGCGUCGGCGGUGGCGGUGGCGGGAUGGGGGAAUGGUAAUUGGGAUGAGGUGGAGAAUGGUGCCGACGUGUCGCUGUGGAGCCACUCCGUUUAAUUAUGUGAUAUCGAUAGGGCGCUUCAUGUGCUUUAGUUUCCUGAGUGGGGUAGGAAGGAUUGAAAUGGUACCUAUAUUUUUUCUCAUGGUACAAAAUGGGAAGGGGGCAUAGGAGAUCGCUGGUUGUUUGUUUGAGAGAAAUAAGUUGCUUUGGCACCAUUGAGGCCAUUCAGUCGUAAGGUGGGAACCUGAUCAUUUGAUUGAUUCAUUAUAAUGGUUACCAUUCUUUAUUGAUAGAUAGUUGUUUGGAAAGGUUCUUAAAACGUUUUUAUUUUUUUCCUUGAAGGCUGAGAGAUUUGUGCCUAUUUGGUAUGUCCGAGAAAUUUAGAUUAGAGAAUCUUGAAAGGAACAAA
Messenger RNA from Elaeis guineensis (African oil palm), 1181 nucleotides. RefSeq names its product dehydration-responsive element-binding protein 1E. Lineage: Eukaryota; Viridiplantae; Streptophyta; Magnoliopsida; Arecales; Arecaceae. Gene Ontology annotation, biological process: regulation of DNA-templated transcription. The record is from RefSeq and is a predicted model, not a curated record. Gene Ontology annotation, molecular function: DNA-binding transcription factor activity; DNA binding.